This is a messenger RNA of Venustampulla echinocandica, 726 nucleotides long. RefSeq lists its product as uncharacterized. Bases 1 to 726 code for a protein of 241 amino acids. Lineage: Eukaryota; Fungi; Ascomycota; Leotiomycetes; Helotiales; Pleuroascaceae. The record is from RefSeq and is a predicted model, not a curated record. The transcript has 2 exons.
AUGUCUCUUCCGGGGACCGCUACAGAGGCGCCCAAAGCCACAACCCCACCUACCGAACCCGCUGCUGCGGAAUAUCAAUCCCAACAAGAUACCACAUCUGGAACCAAAGUGUCCAGCCCUGUGAAGAAGCUCUGCGGGGUCUGCAACGAUCGAGAAUCAAAAUACAAGUGCAGCCGCUGCUACCUCCCAUACUGCUCCGUCGCAUGUUCCACAGUGCACAAGACCACUCAUCCAGCGGACGAACCCGCCCCCGUCGCAAGCACACCCAUCCCCUCACCUCCCGCCGAAACCCAUGGGCGAGCUGGAACCCGCGCCGCAGCGGGCUCCAAAGGCCCAUUCGCACCAUUAGACAACUCGGAAGAGCUCCAGGAGCUGUUCAAAACCUACCCCCGCCUGAAAUCCCACCUCCAAAAUAUCCACAACGCUACAUUGCCUCCUGCAGACGACCACGCGCCUAGCUUCCCCAAUGGUCAACAGAAGCGAAGGGGCGGGAAACAAGAGGCAUGGAAUCAAGACCGCGGACUGCAAAACGGGGUUAAGGCACUGAAUCGCGCCCGAGUUGCGUAUGGCAAGGACGGGGAGGGCGUGCGGGAGUUCUCGAAGCUGGUUCUGCAGAUGGUGUCAAGAGAUGCUGGUGGGGUUUGUGAUGCAACUGAUAUAAUCCAGAAGGAGAUCGAGGAGGAAAAUGCGAGGAUCAUCUCGAUGCUGCUGAAUCAUGAAAUAUGA